This is a messenger RNA of Pelobates fuscus (common spadefoot toad), 1063 nucleotides long. RefSeq names its product KIAA0040 ortholog. The transcript has 2 exons. The coding region runs from base 280 to 576 and encodes 98 amino acids. The record is from RefSeq and is a predicted model, not a curated record. NCBI's taxonomy places the organism in Eukaryota, Metazoa, Chordata, Amphibia, Anura, Pelobatidae.
UCUGACAGUCGCAAAGAAAAACAACUUCUUACAAUUUCCUUGACGUAUCUAAGGUUGAAACUACUGGGCAAAGAAAAGUUAACUUCACAGAACCUGCACUGCAUGGCUCUCACCUCCACAACUAAGGUAGAAACCAUCAAUUUGCCAAGGUAGCCAGCCGUACGGUGUUCCAGAGAUGGUUGUAUUGUGAUGAAUACUCUUCAAUGCACUGUAUUGCUGAAAAGGCGUUGACAAGCACCUCCAAAGUGGUUGUGCUAAAGAUAAUUCACGUACCCCAGAAUGGAAAAAAUAACCACCUUCUUUAACUCCAUUGGUGACGUGGUCAAGGCAAAACAUGAAGAAAAUCUUUAUAACACUAUCUGCCUGGCAGUGAUAUUAACUCUCCCAGUGCUACUUUUAUUACUUCUAGCCACUGUAUCUUGUCAUUUCUGCUGUUGUCGGACCAAAAAGAAUAAAACAGUCCAGCUCAAAGCGGGCAAAAAGAAAAAGAGGAAAAAUGAAGAAGAAGACCUUUGGAUUUCAAACCCUCAGACAAAGUCAAUAAUGCUGGAGAAGGUCCCGUCAUUUUCUGUAUAGUAUUGAAACAGUAUAGAACAAACAAAAAAAAACAAAAAAACAUUGACUAAUGUUUGCUUGUACGUCUGAGAUAAAAAGAGGACUUAAACGGUGGCCAAUGUCCUGCCGUGGACCAUACUACUGAUGAAAUCAAGGAUUGAGUUUUUGUUUGGAACCAAGACAACCAUUUUUUCCACGUCCACUUUGACUUGUCGUGAUUUGAAUGUGGGUUUCCAGUACAAACAUUUGAUGACAAAGAAGCUGCUCCUGACAGUCACUGUAGAGUUAUUGAGACUUUUAUUCCUUUUUUAAUAGUUUUAGUUGCCCAUUUUAAGAUCUUUUGCGUGUACAGUAGCAUCUGCCUAGCACUUCAAACAUAUUUGACUAUGACAUUUCAAAAAAAGCACAAAAACAAUCCUCACAUAUUGUCAUGCAGAACAAAACAUAACUCUUCUAUAAAAUUGCCAAAAAAAGCUUCAUGAGUAAUAUAGUGUGUCAAAUUAUUGAC